This is a messenger RNA of Phycomyces blakesleeanus NRRL 1555(-), 1942 nucleotides long. RefSeq lists its product as hypothetical. Bases 1 to 1860 code for a protein of 619 amino acids. Lineage: Eukaryota; Fungi; Mucoromycota; Mucoromycetes; Mucorales; Phycomycetaceae. The record is from RefSeq and is a predicted model, not a curated record. The transcript has 2 exons.
AUGUUUUCCCAUAAUAAUCAUGAUUAUGGCCAAAUGAUCUGCAACAUUCUUAUAUUACAGAUUGCACCAGUGAUAAACUCAAUUACUCCAGAGAUGCAGCAGUCAAAUAUGAACCAUCUUUUGGACCUUGUCAAAGAACUGGCUUCUGCAAAUAGCAAAUUCAAGACCGAUCUUAUGGAUUGUAGAGGUCAACUAAAUGAAGCGCAUAUUGAAGCAGCAGCAUACAACAACAAGAUAUAUGGUAUUGAUAGAGACGAAGAAGGAGAAGAGCAAAGAGAGAAUUGUGGUAAUGGUGUACCGAGAUUUAUGGAGGUAACGGCCAGUUCAAUAUAUACGGACAAUCUCGCUUUACUUUCCAGAAGCGCACCUUCUCUACAUGCUCUUGGUCGUACAAACGGAGGCCGAAUGACAAAACCUCUCAGAGAAGUAAGAUUGGCAGAGCAGCCGCCGAUAACAGACAUACAAAACCAACCUAAAAAAGACCUUAAGCAACAUCCUUUCCAUGCAAUGUCAGCCAAAGAACGUUGCCCGCCUUCAAAAAAGGGUAAAGACGUGGCUCGAACAAAAACAGGACCUAUUCCAAAACCCUCGGCAUCCUCUCCUGCUGGAUCCAUUAUUCAUCACCAUUACCAUUAUCAUGAACGUCGCAACAAGAAGGAAAUCUUGGGUAAAGAAAAGGCUGUAUCACUUAGAGCAGCUAAUGACACUGACAACAGCCAGAGUGACACACCGAGUCUUGAAGAAAAUCCAAAAAGAAAGAGUAUACAAGAUAUGGAUCAACUCACUACAACUGAGCUAUUGGCACCACGACGGUCAUUAGAAGACUCUGAACCUAAAUCCCCAUAUAGCCAACUACAAGAGCAUGUAUCCCAAACACUUCAAAGAUUGAUUGCCACCGAUAUACGUGCUCUGAACAGAAAUUUACGACGGACGUUUGAUAUAUUUGAAUUGAGCAGUAUGAGCAAUUCGAUUAUUGAAAAUAUUCUGACCGACGUGGGUGCUCUUUCAAGUCGAUUUAUUUGGGUUCAGGACGAGAUCAGCUACAAUACCCACAACGAGUCAUUGAAUGCCUUCUUUCCGAUAUUACAGCUCUUUCAAGACUUGCUCCAGGAAAUGGGACAGCUGCGUUCGACUAUGAAUGAGCUUCAGGUAGAAUACGUAAAAAAAGUAGAGCAAUAUGGACAAAAGGUUGAGGAAGAGAUUGUCCAGAAGCGUGAAAAGUUGAAGAAGACCGCAAGCACACCCACAACGAAUAUGGCCCAGUCACCCUCUGGCCCUCUAGCAUGGUUCGCUCAGGUGUUUCAAAAAGCAACCCACCACCCGACAGAUAGAAUGGUAUCUAAAUCGAUUUCAAGGUCAAUAUCUUGUGAAUCCAUACCUCCUCAAUAUCCACAUGAACAGAGUACAUUUAUGGGAAAACCAUAUGGAUUGUCUGCUACAUAUGCAUCAUUGCAAGACGAUCAUAAUGACGGUUAUCAUUCUAGGCCGUCAUCUACGAUGGAGAAGGAGCGACAGGGAAUGGACAUUAGACGAGUCAAGAGCAGUACGAGUCGCUAUGGACCGGCGUCGAGUUAUCCACGAUCGUCGCCACUAACAGCAGAAAAGCUCUCUCACCGAGUUCCCUACCCUGUCAUCAGGGCAUCUCAAAGCACUGGUACAGACCGAAAGGCAAAGGUAAGGCAGGUUCCUUCCUUGGGACGAGAAUCGGGACAACGACAGAAGAGCCCUUUGAGAUUGACUCCAUCUGGGGCUUCUGCGAUCAAUUACGAUGGAACUGUACCACAGACCUCGGCAUCUGAACGAGCAAGUGAUUGGAAAGUUGGCGGACAUUUUUCAACUAGCUGGCUAGGUAGUAAUUAAGCUCACAAGCUAAUAUACUAGAAUUACUGUCAAUAUACAUAUAUACAUAUAAACCUAUAUACAUAAAGUAAUAUAUAUAUAU